GUUGGCGCUUCGAAUGCUCAAAAAGGCGCUGUCGUACAGCUUAUUCGCUCCCGGACUCAGACAGAGUCAAUGUCUAGUAUCCUUGAAAUUCCCGAAUGGUUUGGUGAGCUCCAGCCUUCGGCGCCUGGAGUUACUAUAAAGACAUCGAGAAUAUGCAUAAUCUACCUGCAACCCUGCAACCUCACUUAUGAACAUGUCUCCUUCCACUUAUUCAUACAGCUCACCAUCCUCAAAUGAAUCAUCUUGCAAUCCUUCUCCUUCUACCUCACCAGAACCCUCUGAAUCGCGCCGCGCCUUAGAGCCUCGGAUACUGCUUGAAGACCCCGUCCGAAUCACUCUGAAUGAGCGAGAUGUCAUUGAGUGGAUGCGAGCUCAUCCAAAAGAAUCUUUUGUCGUUGAUAAUGACUGCAGAAUUUCUGCGUUAACUGAAAGGAGUGCAACUUUGCGCAAUUUGUCGCCGUUUUCAGGACAGAGACUCCUCGAAGAUCUCAAAGAGGAAUAUGAACGUGUGGAUUUGACCAACGAGCCAGCACCUGCUGAAGAAAGAAAACAUUCAAUUCGGCGUGGCAAGGGUAUUUACCCUGGAGCAUUUAGUGCGGUAGCGGGACACCAAAGAAUUGUCCACAGACGCAAAGGCGAUCGAAAGCAUGUACAAACUCAUGCCGAUCUUAGAGAUAGUAGGCUUCGACGAGGUGCUGUGGUCGCCGGAUCUCAAGUCCAAUCUUCACAACCUUCAAUGUCCGUUGCAGGCGCUAGUGUUCUACUUGGUGCCUCCAACUUUGUCAUCAGAGGAGGAUCCAUUGCACCAGGAGCGUUUUCGGCCAUCGCUGGCAAUCAAGAAAUAUGGUAUGUAUGUGCUUUUUGGAAGUGGACAAUGCCAAGAUAGGGUUCAUACCCUGAAUUUACAGGGUGGACUAAUCGGCGGAAAAAUCGUUGUUGCAUUGAGCUCAAUGAUCAGAUUCAAUGUUUGUCUUCGAAUACCAAGUCGCAGUUUGACUCAGUAACAAGUUUUUGGAUGUUGGUGGGCAAGUACUCUUGUGGUAGAGAUACGAAGGACGAUUAAUUGAUUGUUCGCAUCAUUCAAACUAUGUUUUUAUCUUAGUCGAAUCUGGUCGAUCAGUUACAAAGAGUGGUGCAAACUUCAGAUUGCGAAGUAUACAUAGUAUCGAUUGAAAGAGAAAAUUACGGCCGAUAUCAAAAUACAACAAGUUCGAACCUCA
Messenger RNA from Lentinula edodes (shiitake mushroom), 1220 nucleotides. RefSeq lists its product as uncharacterized. Lineage: Eukaryota; Fungi; Basidiomycota; Agaricomycetes; Agaricales; Omphalotaceae. The record is from RefSeq and is a predicted model, not a curated record. The coding region runs from base 188 to 886 and encodes 232 amino acids. The transcript has 7 exons.